AUGCAGAUAGAAAUCAAUGCCAUUAUAUCUGAUAUGAAGACAAAUGCACAAGAGGACAAAGAGGUGGAAAUAGUGUCUGACAGCCUGGGUCAUACUCAGGAGCCACUGCAGAGUCACACAUUCUGUCUGAAAAACAAUGCUGCAGGUCUGUCCUCAGAGGAACACGAAAACCCUUUAAAUGGAACCCAGCCGAAUCCAUUUGUAUACAGCAGUGUCCCCGCUGUUCCCCAUGCAGGCAAUUCAUUGCCUUCAGGAGCACUUGUUAAUGGACCUGGUUCACACCCCACCUCAGAGGUACACUGUGUCCUGAACAAAGGCACUGUUUUAUCCAACAAUGUCCUGGAUGCAGCGUGGCAAGUGGAGAAGGAUAGCCCCGAGGUGUUACCACCACCUAGUGAGCUUCAAUCAGACGCUUGGAAGAACACAGCGGGGCCGGCUGUAAAAACACUGGCCACACUGCCAGGUGUCAACACGCCACUGUCUCACUUGGAGGAGAAUGAGUCUAAACUGGCCUAUUCCACACUGUCAGGUGAUGGUGCAGAGCAAAUGCACAUUAGCAAACCUCGGAUAAAACACACAAUAGAAGCGGCAUCUCGACACAGUGCUGAAUGGUCACAAAGCUCCUCUGAUGAUAAUGGUGAUUUUGAAGUAAUCAGAUGGGAUUCAACAAGAGAGAGCUUCUUGCACAGUGGCAGAAGGCUGGAGACCAGAGUGACGCACCGAAGAGAAAAGCAGCACAAUACACAUGUAAAAACCAUGGAAGGCUUCCUGGAAAAGGUCAACAACAGUUUAAAUCACUCGUACAGACUUCUCCGUCCUGGUAAUGAUGUUGAAAAUGUUGACAUUGCAAACAAAGAGGAUUCUUUGGAUACAAAAUCAGGUAUUCAAUAUUCUGUCAUACCUUUCAGAGAUCUGUCAAGGAACACAGUGUUAGACUCUGAGCAGCGUAUUUCUGGUGCAGCACAGGAAGACUCUAAUGAGGAAAAUGACCCUGAAGAUGAAGACGGUUUUCAUCAAAAAGUGGAACAGUUGAAGGCAGAGCAACUUGAACAAGAUCCAUUCUUCUUUUCAUGCACAAUAUGCAAUGUUAAUUUCAUGGAGAAAAGACAUUUCCAUAGACAUAUGAUGUAUCAUUUAGGAAAGCAUAAUCAGGUGAAGACUGAGAAUGUUUCACAGGCCUUUAUAUGCAGGGAGUGUGGGCGUUUGUUCUGUGAUAGGAACUCCCUCAUGAAGCACAUCAUUAUUCACCAAGACAGGCUGGAAAACCUUAUGGGGGAAAUCAAAGGUCUCAAAAAUCCAGAAUUGGAAGACAGAGGCUCCACAGUGCCGUGCUCUCAAUGUGUAUUUGGUUGCAAUUGCCCGGAAAUCUUUGUCCAGCACGCCAAAGCAGGCGAUAAUCUGAAGCACUACUACUUUUGUGAGGAGUGUAACUACAUUACACUCACACAGCAGGCACUCGAACUGCACUUACAUGUCGCACAUCUUAACACACACCAGCCUCAGUGCCGGAAAAUGACUCAUACUAAUGAUGCAGAGGGAGCAGACCAUGUACAGUUUGAGUGUAAAAUGGGUUUUUUCACCAGCACAGACAAAGAAGAUUCUAAGAUGGAGAAUCUGCGAUCACGCUGUAAAAUUCUGGAUGACCAGGACAAAAUUGUUCUGUGUAAAGCAAAUCUGUUCAAAUCUGCUUUUGGAGAAACCGCCCAUUUUGCCCAUUGUUCCACUGGAAAAAGUGACAUUUACAUUCAGAAAUCUGGUGACAAAAGUUCUCCUCAGUUCAAGGGGCUUGUUGGCUGCACCGAAAACACACUGUCACCGUCUUUGUGGAGGAUCAGCGAACAUGGAAAAUUACUCCUAGAACCAGCAGGAAAAUUACAUGUGGCAACUGAUCUCACCUGUGUGGAAGAAGACGCUGAACAGAAUGGCCACAGGGCAUUUGGCAGCUCAAAGCAGGCAAACUGUCCUGCAACUGCAGAUUUUUUACUGUCAGCUAGAAAUCUUAAAUUAGACCAGAUGUUCUUUGAGGGUAGCAAGAGCGACCCGGAAAGCAGGAGCUUACCAAGCAAGCAAGCAAACCAAAACUCUCCAUCAAUGAGAAAAAUGUCAACACCUAAGCAUAACAGUAUUGACAAAAUGAAUGGUAGUAUAUUGCCAAGGCUUAGCCAGAGGCAUAAGAAACAUUCUGCAGUUAGGGAGUUGGAAAAGGGCUGUGAGGGCGGCCAUAACUUCUGUGAUGACACCAGAAGAGCUACAGGCAGCUUCUUGGAAAGCUCUGAGAAUGAAAGGAACCCGUAUGCUCGGAAGUAUUUCAAAAAGAGGCAGAGGUUUUCAGCCAAAGACCAAAGCCCCCAUAUCCUCAAGGAGGAAGGUGAUGGAGAUGAAGACUGCAGUGACAUAGAGCAGCUCAUAAUCAAGGAGGAGUAUAUCGAAACUACAGUGGGUGAUGAUUCCCCAGGAUCACCUCGUAUGUCUGAGAGUGAUGGGUUCGAUGUUUUCCCCUCGCAAGUGGUAGAACACAGGCCCUGUCCAUACUGCCCUGCCAUGUUUGAGUCUGGAGUGGGUCUGUCUAAUCAUGUGCGAGGGCAUCUUCAUCGAGUUGGCUUGAGCUAUAAUGCUCGGCACAUGGUUUCACCAGAGCAAGUGGCGCUGCGGGACCAUCAGCCACGAACUCGCAGGAUGAUCGGUACUGGCACAAGGAAAAUGAGAAAAGCUGUUAAGGCAGAAACCCAUGGAGAGCACACAUGUCCUCUGUGCUGGAGUUGGUUUGACACUAAGACUGGCCUCUCCAACCAUGUGAGGGGACACCUUAAACGAAUAGGCCGAUGUGUUACCAGCACCAGUAAGUCCCCACUGUGCAUCCUGAAUGAUCUGCUACAGGACAAAAGGGAACAUCAGAACAUACUCCGGGUCCUCAACAAGGGCCAGAUCCCCCCACAACCCUCAGCUUCUCCGAAGUUCAUCAGCAGCAACCGCCUGGUCCUGCUGCAUACUGCACUACCAGUGAAGAUCAAGUAUGACAUAGGAGAUAGAUUUGUACCAAAACAAGAAGCCAAAGCCUUUCAAGAGGGGGAGAAGCUCCAGGCAGAAACGCAAAGAGGCAUCCAGGCAUCCUCAAGCACUUUAGUUGAACUACUCAAGACAAGACACAGAAGUAUGGAACUAACAGCAAGAAACCAGGAGGCCUGUGGUGCCAGGAAGCUCUGUGGUAUGACCAAAGAUUACAAGGAGGAGACGAGCUGGACUCACGGAGAAUGUGAUUCAAAUAAGAUGUGUAGUCAGUGUCACAGCAGCCUCCCCGCUGAUGUCAUUCUGUCUGGUCAUCUUCAAACCUUUGCAUGCAGGAAGAGGAUUGCUGUUUUUGAAGAACCAGGCUAUGAUUAUAAACAGAAGAAGCCAAGACCAAGGCCUGGGUUAAAGAAGAUGAUGUUGCCCUCCUCGAAUGCUCAGAUAUACACACUCACCUGCAGAUUCUGUGACCUGGUCUUCCAGGGUCCCCUGUCUAUCCAGGAGGAUUGGAUCAAGCAUCUACAGAGGCACCUCCUGCAGAACAGUGUGCCCUGCUCAGGGAUGGGGAUGGUGGAGGUUUUGGGGUACGGGUCACAAAAAACAAAUAAGCAUGUCUCAUAAGUACCCACAUUUCGAGUAGGAUUGUAUGGAAUGUCCAAAAGUUUGCACAGUAUUUAUAAAACUCAUUGUUAUAGAUUAAUCUGCAACUCCUUCUUGAAAUAUAUGAUGAUUUAUAAUUUAUUUGUACUACUUAAUAAUGGUAUAUAUUAAUGAUACUGAAUAUAUUUGUAAAAACUUUAACUUUGUUAUAGGAUAUUUUAAUGCAGUAUUUUGCCUUAUACACUUCUACAAAAGUGGCAAAAGCCACAGCUUGUCGAUAUGAGCAAUAACAAGCUGGUCUGCGAGUGCCAUUGAUUAUAUAUACAUAUAUAUGUUGCAGAUAAAGUGUUAUGUGUUAUUAUGACAAACCAUUUUGUUAAAUUUGUUAAAUAUUUCAAUUUGUAUAGAUUUUUUGCCAUUAGGACAAAAGUUGAAAGGAGCAUUGCCAGUUAUAUUGGGGAUAUACACUGAAGCCUUUCAAUGCAGUUAAUAUCUCCUUUUCUUAUAGGCCCAACAUUAACAUAAAACUUUUAAAGCAGUGUACACGGGCUGUCAUUAGUGUGCUGAUGCUCUGAGCCGGUAUAAGACAGAAUCUCUCUUAAUCAAAGUGACAUUGAAGAUGCUGCAUUAUGUUGAGACAGCAUAUUCUGACAUUGUGUUCUUCUGCUUAACCUUCAACCAUCUUUCUGAAUCCAUGCUUUCAUCAUAGCUAACCAAAACUAUCGAUCGGAAAACUUUUCAAUUAUAUAGACAUUAUAAUUUUAUAUACACAUUGAUAUUUUAACGGAAGCUCGGUUUUUCUGAAGACUUGUUGAAAUUAUUAAAAUAAUUACUUAUACUUGAAAAAAAUACUCAUAACGAGCAAUCGUAACACCUCUAGCCCUGCACAUCGUGCACUGAAAGCAUAGCUACAGUUUGUCCUUAGCACGUUCUGUCAUCUAGUCUGCCAAAAAGCUAUAUAAAAACACUUUCAUUUUAGACAUGUCUAAUGCAUAGGUUAUAAUGUUUCCUUUUUUGCUACUGAUUCAGCUGAAUGAUUGUUUUGGAGGAGGUAAUUUGUGGUUCUGUUGAACUGAGUUCUGUUAUAUUGACAGGUAUAUACCACAUUUGAAUGAGCGUAUGCCAACACAUCUCACAGUAGAAUAAGGCAAAAGUAGUUUUUAAAGAACACAGACUAAAUCUUCCAAAAUGAGCAUCCACUUGAAUCCUCUUUAACACAGUUUCAACACAAACUGAACAUUACAGCCUUUAUUAAGGAGUGUUUAUUUAAGGACUGUUUUUUAAGAAUAAAUUUGUUUUGGCUAAGUCUUCCUAUUAAGCUGAGUAGCACCAUAGAACAAUAUAGAACAUAACAAACGUUUAUAUAAUAUAAGAACUGAAUGAAAUGAAAUUAAUGAAAUAAGUAUUUGAUCUGCUUUUUUGACCAGAAGUGAGAAUAGGUAUUCAUCUAUUUAACUGUUCUUCCAUGACAUUUUCAGCUUGUUAUGCCUGAGACUUAAAAUGUGUAGGUAUGUAGCUUUCCCUAAAAUAAGACGCUGUUCCUAUUUUUGUCAUUACAAGUUGUUAGAUUAUAUUUGUUUGUACUACA
Platichthys flesus (European flounder) is the source of this 5194-nucleotide messenger RNA. It is a transcript of the gene znf644b, whose product is annotated as zinc finger protein 644b. The record is from RefSeq and is a predicted model, not a curated record. Gene Ontology annotation, molecular function: DNA-binding transcription factor activity, RNA polymerase II-specific; RNA polymerase II cis-regulatory region sequence-specific DNA binding. NCBI's taxonomy places the organism in Eukaryota, Metazoa, Chordata, Actinopteri, Pleuronectiformes, Pleuronectidae. Gene Ontology annotation, cellular component: nucleus. Gene Ontology annotation, biological process: regulation of transcription by RNA polymerase II.